Molecule: messenger RNA, 348 nt
Organism: Entrophospora sp. SA101
Lineage: Eukaryota; Fungi; Glomeromycota; Glomeromycetes; Entrophosporales; Entrophosporaceae
Source: the annotation of a GenBank genome assembly
AUGCUUCAACAACGCAUAGAAGCAAUUGCAGAUAAACUUUCACAAUCAGAUUAUGAGAUAGUUUGUCUGCAAGAAGUUUGGAUUUAUGAAAGUUAUGAAUUUAUCCGUAAUAAAACAAGAAAAAGAUUUCCAUACGCCAGAUUUUAUUCAAGUGGUAUUUUUGGAAGUGGACUUGUAAUUCUUUCACGUUAUCCAAUAGUUGAAGUAAAUUUUUAUAAAUAUCGAUUAAAUGGUCGUCCAAUCAAAGUUCUACAUGGUGAUUGGUAUUCGGGUAAAGGUGUUGCUAGUUCUGUUGUUGACCAUCCUGUAUCUGGGUUAAUUGAAAUAUUUAACACUCAUCUGAAGUGA